CUAGAAUGUGCCGCUUGGUUGCCGUGGUAACCGUUGAUUAUUGUCACCUGCUGAAGAUUCCACAGAACCAACUUACCAAAGAACGGAGGCGCUAUGGGGCUCAUACUGACCAGGGCGGCCCAGUGGACCAGCUCCAAUAAACUGGAGUCCACUCCACUGAACGAGUAUUUAGUGACGCAAAUCCUGAACUACGCGGAGAAAUUUGUUUCCAGGCACCCGCAGGAGGCAGAGCAUGUGUUUGAUGAGCCGCUUCAGUGGAACACUUCUUUAGUGAAAUAUGAUUUCAAAGACGACUAUAUCAUCAGUGCUAUAGGUGUAAAGUCCCUUGAAAAAGACAGUGAGGGGAAGCCACUGUUGCAGUUCUUUCCACCUUCUAUUUCUGUUCGUACCUUCAGCCAGCUCUCUAAACUGCUGCAUCUGGCAGAUGACAGGAAGCGUCAUGAGGUCCAAGCGUGUCUACAAGAAAAUAGAGACCUCAUGGGUAAGAUUGUUGGUCAGAGUCUCGCCAACACAUCAGAGGAAGACCUCUCGGCUCUGGAGUUAGACAUCAGAGUCAAGCUAUUUAUCCUGCUCAGAAACACUGAUGAAAAGAUCCUCAACAAGUUUGUUGGAGAAAUAUCAAAACAAGUCAAGCUUUUACCCACCGCAGUGGAGGAGGAAGUGGGGUUCUUGAGACAAUACUGCACUGAAGGGGGGAAGAGGCUGCUGAAGUCAGUGAGAUACACAUCAGACUAUGAAUUUCCAAACGGCUGUCGCGCUCCACCUUGGAGACAACUGCUUGGUGAGAUUUGUUACGUUGUUAUUGAGCCAUGUGACGCUGAGGCCCUGUAUAUCACCUGCAGCUCUGCUGGAGUCUUUCUUAAUAUGGGGUUGGACAAAGAAGACGACGAAAGUCUCUAUGAGAGACAAAGUGAUUAUUAUGAAGACAUAGCGACACUUCUAAAGAGGGUAUCUCCACAUUUUGGAGAGAACGUGAAAAAACAGUAUUUUGUAGAACAGAAACCUCGUAGGAGUAUUCAUCUUGCACACGUGGUUUAUGAAAUAGAACAAGCCCAACCUAAAACACCUGAAGAACGAGAGUGGGAGAAUCUACAGCGAGCUCUGUACGGCAGGAAGAAACGUGAACCAUGUCAGAGAUGGAGGAAUCUUGGUGUGCUGACUAUAUGUGGUGCAACAGAGGAAGAGGAGCUCUUGAUCAGCUCUGCAGAGAGGAAACGACUGGGAUCCAAAACCAAGACCAUGAUGAAGGGUGGACUCACAGCAGCAUCUUCAAUUGGACUCACAGCUUCCCAGAGAAGGAGAAGCAUAGUAGCAUCCUUCACAGAGGAGCAUUUCAGCGGGAGCUCCAGUGAAAGUGAGGAGGAAGAGGAGCAGACAGAGAGACGUCCUGACACCAGCACUGAAUUGCAAUCUGAAUACUGGCAGGUCCAGAAACUCGUGAAGUACCUUAAGGCAGCAGACCAGACAGCCACUGUGCUUGUUCUCUGCGCCAUGAUGGAUCUUGAUCUAAUGAAAGAGGUCAUCCAAUUGGCCAUUCUGGACUUAGGUGGACUGGAGCUCCUCCUUAACUUACUGGAUACUACAGACAUCAGAAGCAAAAUUGGAUCUUUAAAAAUCCUGGCAAAGAUCAGCCAGAAUGUUAUCAUCCGACAGACCAUUGUAAACAUGAGAGGCCUACAGAGGAUGGUGAACAACCUGGACAUACCGGUGAAGGAGCUGCAGGCCUUGGCCUCUGAGACCAUUGCACAUGUGGCAAAGUUCAGAAGAGCAAGAAGAACGGUGAGGGUACAUGGAGGAAUCAGGAAACUGGUGAAGCUGCUGGAUUGCUUCCCUUACUCGGCAAAACCAGAAGACAUAGAGAUGAAUUUGGAGGUGGCCCGCUGUGGAGCCUCAGCUCUUUGGAGCCUCAGCAAAAGUGGCAAGAACAAAGAGGCCAUCCGUAAAGCUGGGGGGAUCCCUCUGCUGGGAUUCCUGCUCAGGUCUCCAUAUGAGGACAUGGUGAUCCCUGUUGUGGGAACCCUGCAGGAAUGUGCUUCACAGAAAAACUACAGGGUUGCUAUUGAAAGUGAAGGGAUGGUGAAGGACUUGGUGAAAAACCUGAGAAGUGAAAGUGAGGAGCUCCAGAUGCUUUGUGCCAGUGCAAUAUUUAAGUGUGCAGAGGACAAACUGACCCGGGAUCUGGUCCGCCGCCACCAAGGCCUGCAGCCUCUGGUGUCACUGCUCUCUAAAGCAGAAAACAAGCAGCUCCUGGCUGCUGCCACCGGGGCCAUUUGGAAGUGUUCAAUCAGCAUGGASAACGUAGCUAUACUGCAGGACGCCGGGGAAAUGGUUCUCUUCCUGAUCGGUGGACUGAAGCUGAUCAUUCAGUUACUGAAGUCACAAAGCAACGAGGUGCUGACGAGCAUUUGUGCCGUCAUCGCUAAACUAGCCAAAGACAAGGAGAUCCUGGGCGUCCUCUCUGAUCGCGGAGCUGUCCCACUGCUGGCUGGGUUGACUAGCACAACUGAUGUCAGACUUCGCUGCCACCUGGCUGAUGCCAUCGGCCACUGCUGCACAUGGAGCUCCAAUAGGGCAUGCUUUGGUGAACAUAAAGCCGUUGGCCCUAUGGUUCAUUACCUGGAGUCGAACGACAGUUCACUCCUCCUUAACACAACCAUGGCCCUGUACCAACUGUCCAAAGACCCCAACAACAUCAUCACCAUGCAUAAGGAAGGAGUCGUCCAGCCACUGAUUGAGCUCAUAGCUUCUGGUACCGACGAGAUCCAGGAGUUUGCUGCUGGAUGUAUACGCAACAUCCGUCUGCUGGUGUUGGCCAAUCAGAGGGCUGUUUAUUGAAAUGAGAACCGCUGAUCUCAGCUGAAGCCCUGGAAAUGCGCCAGUGAGUGUAGGAAAGGUAUGAGGGUGGUGAGCAGGACCUGAUGAGUCCAGAUAGCCCAAAUGUCGGGAAUCAACAAUGAGAAGGUGGAAAUGAUGCAGAUAAAUUUAAUAAAGUAAAUGACUUUCUGAAAGAAUUA
Molecule: messenger RNA, 3014 nt
Organism: Poecilia reticulata (guppy)
Lineage: Eukaryota; Metazoa; Chordata; Actinopteri; Cyprinodontiformes; Poeciliidae
Source: RefSeq, a predicted model, not a curated record